Molecule: messenger RNA, 2877 nt
Organism: Dicentrarchus labrax (European seabass)
Lineage: Eukaryota; Metazoa; Chordata; Actinopteri; Moronidae
Product: putative fibroblast growth factor 1
Exons: 3
Coding region: 564-1172 (202 amino acids)
Biological process (GO): regulation of cell migration; positive regulation of protein phosphorylation; animal organ morphogenesis
Cellular component (GO): cytoplasm
Molecular function (GO): fibroblast growth factor receptor binding; growth factor activity
Source: RefSeq, a predicted model, not a curated record
CGGAUUCUAGUUCCACAAGCGGAAAGAUUUCAAGUGGCUGCUGGAGAUUUAUUUGCCUGUUAAAUGUAGUCGGCUAAAGUCAACUGAAUUCAGGGUGUUAAUGUAAAACGUUUUUGCGUCAAACAGUGUGAGCAUAAAGGCUCUUGUAUUUCACUUUGUAAUGUGUUAAACUGUUGCAUAUACUUGCUAGACUAUUGCUGGCACUUGCAACACUUCCAGCAGGGAGUAAUACCAUCACUGCAGACUUUCUCUGUCCUUCGUUGUGUCCACAUGUUGUUUAUUUUGUUGUCUGGCCUAGCACGGCUUUCAGGUGAAUGUUACAUCACUGCCAUCUGGAAAUUAUUUUCCCAAAGAAAGAAAGAAUCUAUGUGAUGUUCACUAGGAGUUUAGACGUUUAGCAGCUCUGACUGGCCUCCAUCCAGAUCUCAUUACCUGGCCGGUUUCAUCACUUUUUAAAAAAUAGAAUCCCAUAAAAGGUUGACAGAGGGAAACAGAGACACAGAGAGAGGGAGAAAGUUAGUGAUUGAAGAAGGCUGGGGAGGGGAGCAUUUCCAGUAAUCAUCAUGAAGGCGGCGUUGUCCUUCCCUUCCUGUUUUCUCUCGUGUCUCAGACACAGUCCAGGUGACAUGAACAGUGAACACGGUGGAUCUGCUCUGUCGUUGCAGACACAGGGACAUCACUCUGCUUCAUCCAAGCCUCAAAGUCUCUUUAGGAUGUCUGAGGGAGACGUUACAGUGCUGCCAUUUGGGCCUGCAUCUCUGGAUCUGUCCAGGCAGGAGAACCGGACACUGACCAGACUGUACAGCCAGAACGGAGGAUAUCACCUGAGGAUUUUACCAGAUGGAACUGUGAGUGGAGGCAGGCAGGAAAAUGACCCUUAUGACGUGCUGAGGCUGAAAGCUGUGAGCGUAGGAGUGGUGGUCAUCAAGGGUGAGAUGACAGGAAGGUACCUGGCUAUGAACAAAAAUGGACGUCUCUAUGGAUCACAAGCACUGAGCGAUGAGUGUUACUUCCUGGAGAAGUAUGAAGAAAACCACUACAACACAUAUUGCUCUCAGAAGUACAACUGGUAUGUUGGGCUGAAGAGGAAUGGCCAACCCAAAGCAGGACCAGACACCCACCACGGUCAGAAGGCCAUCUUUUUUCUGCCAAGGCCUGCAGGCAACAUGUAAUGCAAGACGGCACCAGGAACCAUGGACACGCUCACUGAAGUCUUUAAAUGCACAGUAAAAGUGCAAUAUUACGCUGGGCAAAGUAUCCUAUUGAAAGGUCACUUAAAAUCAGUACAAAAGCCCGGGGUAAACGCAUAAUACUAUUCUGACAGUUAGUUCAAGCCCUAUUUUCAUGUUAAUAACCUAAAUGUUUGUUUAUUCCCCUACUUUAUGCAGGGAAUAUGCGAUUGAGCAAAGCAGCUUAUACUGUAUAUGAUCAUGAGUGCUUUCUCGGUACAAGCACAUACACAGCUUAUCACUGCAGACAAAAAAUGUGUGCGGUAUCAGUGCAUGUCAGUCUUGAUAAAUGGGUGUUCACUUUGAACCCUGGUAUGAAAUACCACUGCUGGAAGACAGCUUUUACACAGAAAUAGUUUUAUAAUUGAUCAUGUCUGGCACAAAGGAAACCAACAAGGCAGUAAAAAUAAGAAAGCAGACCGUCUGGUGUUGAAUUCAAACGCAAGCAAACAAAGUCUACAGCAAAGGGAAUAAUAGUGUAUUUAUAUAAUUAUUUCAGUGCAUUGCCCAACUGUACUUCAGUAGGGUGGAUGUUUGCUGACUUCUGAAUGACUGACAAUCUUACAAGUAACUACUUUUAAUCUGCUAAAGUCUGUUUGAAGCCUGUUUCUGUAACCAUUUGUGUUCUAUGUGGAAGGUCAACAGACAAAUUCUGCCCCCAAAAAAAGGUUUCAAAACGUUUCAAGAUCAUUGGACAAAGUUAAUCUGACAAAAUCUAAAUCAGGCUUUUGAAAACAGCACCCUUGUUUAUGGUCAAGGUCAAGGUAAAUUUUUAUAUAUAUAUUUAUAUAUACACACAGUAUAUGUACAUUUAAAACAAACACAGUUGACCAAAGUACUGAACAAGAUUAAAAUGCCAAAUAAACCUAAAAAAAACUCCAAAUAUCAAUUCAUUUAUAACAAUAAACAUAAUAGGUAUGACAGCAUUAGUUGUGUCAACAGAACAUUUGUAUGUUUGUAUAAUUAAAUCAUAUUAUUGUAGGCUGUUGUUAUCAUGUGCCCAGGUCAGCUGAAAGUCUUUAAGGCAGAUGUGAAAAUGUUCUUUCAGUAAUCAGUGAAGUUAUUAUUGAGUUGAAAAUGAAGAACCAGAGAAGGUUUAACAUCUUGGUUACACCAAACAUGCAUUGAAAAAGUAAAAAAGGGCUCAGCUUCACAGCCACACCAAUCUUUCUCUACACCUAUGACUACAACACAUGUUACUGUAACUUUAAAUUACUAUUGUGAAUAUUUAUUUUUAAAGAUUUAUUGCUAAUAAAAUGUAACAACUGAUCAUUGUAAUGGAUGUCUUCAAAAUAAUAAUUUAUACAUACAUAGUGAUGGAGGAAAAAGGUAAUGUGAUAGACCUUUUCACAAAGUAAUACAUAUUGUAUUAGUGUUUUUAAAUGUAUAAAUACUGUCUGAAUUAUUAUCCAUAAAAAAUUAUUGUAUGUUUUAUUUACUGUACUAUGACUGUUACUAUGAUUAGUGUUCUUCCUAAAACAAAUGUAUAUAAAAGUUUAUAUCUGUACAUACAUGAUUAAAGGAACAUGUUAUGUGUCAAUACAUCUGUUGCUAAUCAGCUUGCUGCAUGUGUAUUCGUGUUUGUGGCAUUGCUUAUGAACAUCUGUGUUUUUAUUAAUAAAUUACACUCUUACAGGUGUUUACCAGA